AUGGGCCUCUUUGUGUCGAUGGGUGGAUUUCUCUUUGGCUAUGAUACCGGUCAAAUAUCUGGAAUCUUAGCUAUGAAAGAUUUCCUCCGGCGAUUUGGCGACAAGGACAAAUCUGGAGACGGAUAUCAUUUUACUAAUGUUAGGUCCGGGUUGAUUGUCGCCUUGCUUUCAGUUGGCACUUUGAUCGGUGCGUUGGUAGCCGGCCCCGUCGCAGAUCGUCUUGGGAGAAAAUGGUCUAUAUCUUCGUGGUGUGUUGUUCUCACCGUUGGUAUUAUUGUCCAGGUAUCAUCUGAAGCCCCGAGAUGGUGGCAAAUAGUUAUUGGCCGUUGGAUUGCAGGACUUGGAGUUGGAGCACUCUCUCUUUUGGUCCCUUUAUAUCAAGGCGAGAGUGCUCCGCGGCAUAUUCGUGGGGCUAUGGUGUGUAUGUACCAACUAUUCAUUACACUGGGAAUAUUGGUUGCCAACUGCAUUAAUUUUGGUACGGAACGCUUGGAUAAUACUGCGUCAUGGAGGAUUCCCAUGGCCAUCACCUUUCUCUGGCUGCUUAUUCUUGGGCUUGGGAUUGCUUUGUUCCCUGAGACGCCUCGAUUUGACUAUACGCGAGGAAAGACUGAGCAGGCAAAACGGACAAUGAUGAAGCUCUACGGAAUUCCUGAAAAUCAUAAACGGUUACAUGAAGAAUUUGCCGAGAUUAAGCAGAAGCAUGAGGAAGAUAUGGCUGCCAAAGAAGACCAUUGGUGGGAAAUUUUUCAUGGUCCAAGAAUGAAAUACAGAAUACUUCUAGGCAUCACACUCCAAGCUUUUCAACAGCUCACUGGCGCCAACUACUUCUUCUACUACGGGACAGUCAUAUUCAAAGGUGCUGGCAUAUCGAACAGCUAUGUCACACAGAUGAUUUUAGGCGCCGUUAAUUUUGGCAGCACAUUCCUUGGACUAUACAAUAUUGAACAUUUUGGCCGUCGCAAAUCACUAAUUGUGGGCGCUGUCUGGAUGUGUGUUUGUUUUCUAAUAUUUGCAUCUGUCGGCCAUUUUGCUCUUGAUAUUAAGACUCCACAAAAUACGCCCAAAGCGGGGACAGCCAUGGUUGUAUUCGCCUGUCUUUUUAUUCUGGGGUUCGCAAGCACCUGGGGACCAAUGAUCUGGGCGAUUAUCGCAGAACUUUACCCAUCCCGAUAUCGUGCACGAGCAAUGGCUCUGGCUACGGCUUCCAACUGGCUAUGGAACUUCCUGCUUGCCUUUUUUACACCAUUUAUUACUGAUAAAAUUGAUUUUCUAUACGGCUAUGUCUUUGCAGGAUGUCUGCUCCUGGCUGCCGCGUUGGUGUAUUUUGGGGUUCUUGAGGGGUCAGGCCGAACUCUAGAAGAGCUGGAUACAAUGUACAUUUUAAGGGUCAAACCUUGGAAAAGCUCUACUUACGUUCUUCCUCCGCCUGAAGAACUGUCACAAGAGGCGGUACUGGCGGGGACGGAUAUAAAUGACCGUUCUUCUCGAGGAAAUUGA
Messenger RNA from Ophidiomyces ophidiicola, 1500 nucleotides. It is a transcript of the gene HXT5, whose product is annotated as hexose transporter hxt5. Gene Ontology annotation, biological process: transmembrane transport; carbohydrate transport. Gene Ontology annotation, molecular function: carbohydrate:proton symporter activity. The record is from RefSeq and is a predicted model, not a curated record. The transcript has 3 exons. Gene Ontology annotation, cellular component: plasma membrane. The coding region runs from base 1 to 1500 and encodes 499 amino acids. Lineage: Eukaryota; Fungi; Ascomycota; Eurotiomycetes; Onygenales; Onygenaceae.